AGGGGGGAAGUGGAGGGCUUUGUGUCCUGUUGCUAGGGGAAGGAGUGGAUGUGCGGAGUCGUUUGCUUGUGCCCGGUUAGCCCACGCCUGCAUUCCUUUCACCCUGUAGUGUGAGACCCAGUGACCCCUCUGUAGCAGGGUUCUUGGGGAGCCUGCAGUCUUACCACCACCACCACACGCAACCCACCUGCCCCACCAAGACCUGCUGCUCUUCUGAAGGCCCCUCUUAUUGGGUGGGGGUGUGUGUCACUCGAUCGAUCCCUACAUAACCCCUGCCCACCGCGACAAAUGCGAUUUCAUGCACAAACACAAUAAGUGUCUUUUCUCCACAAACGCUUUUUUUUUUUUAAACUUACUGUGAAGGGUAGUACAGACCAUGGUGAAGCUGGCUGCCAAAUGCAUCGUGGCAGGUGAUUCAACAGUGGGGAAGACUGCCUUGGUCCAGAUGUUCUGCAAUGAUGGGGCCCAUUUCCAGAAAAACUAUACAUUGACAGCAGGAGUGGAAGUGCUGAUAAAGACUGUACCUAUCCCAGAGACAAGUGAUAGUGUGGAACUAUUCCUCUUUGACUCAGCAGGCAAGGAACUGUUUUCUGAGAUGCUGGAGAAACUGUGGGAGCAACCAAAUGCCUUGUGUAUUGUAUAUGAUGUCACCAACGAACAAUCUUUCAGUAACUGUGUCAAGUGGCUAGAGAGGCUGAGGGCCCAGACCUCUGGAAUGCACAUCCCAGGGGUGCUAGUGGGCAACAAGAUCGAUUUGACUGAAAGACGAGUUGUGGAGCAGAAACAAGCACAAGAGUGGGCAGAGACCAAUGGCCUAGAAUACUGUGAGAUGUCAGUAAAAGAGAUGGAGAACUAUGAAGCUCCUUUUCAUGUUGUGGCAAAAUCCUUCCAUCGAAUGUACAAAGAGAGAGUGGAAGCUUUUCACUCACUUGUGUGAAGUGCUGAGUAUAUUAUGCUUGGUGUGUUUCUUUUCUUUGAACCUGAAAAUAAUCAGAUGUUGAACAGUCGCAAACAAAAUAGUAUGGAAAUGGAGGUUAGGUUCAUAUUUUCUUAUGACCAUCACAUUUCAGUAAUCCUGCCUAAACCAAAAAGAAACCUACAGAAGGAGACCUUGUUCAAAGUUGUUUCAAGUCUCAUCUGUCCAUUACCUGCUCUGUAACCGUGUGUGUGUGUGUGAGAGAGAGAGAGAGAGAGAGAGAGAGAGAAUUAAGCAUGAUUGUGCUUUUCAGAUAUUAUGAAAUGUGUAUACAAUUCUAUGAUGGUGAAAAAUUUCCAAAAUAAAUCUAAUCUAGAAAGAUGA
Messenger RNA from Hemicordylus capensis (graceful crag lizard), 1300 nucleotides. It is a transcript of the gene IFT27, whose product is annotated as intraflagellar transport 27. The record is from RefSeq and is a predicted model, not a curated record. Bases 377 to 937 code for a protein of 186 amino acids. Gene Ontology annotation, molecular function: GTPase activity; GTP binding. Lineage: Eukaryota; Metazoa; Chordata; Lepidosauria; Squamata; Cordylidae. Gene Ontology annotation, cellular component: Golgi apparatus. The transcript is spliced from 7 exons.